AAAGAGACAGAGAGAUAGAAAAAAAUAAUUCCACCCCAACUACGCUGACCAUGAUGCUUUGCGCCAGGACUUACUUCCUGGUUACUGGAACGGCUGGUUUUCUUCAUCUGUCAGCUGGUAAACAAGAUGGCCCCUGAAGACCAAAGAAAGCUCUCUGUGCUCAGAUGAUCAGGACCGUGGCGAGCAGCGAUGGAGGACUUCAGGGGGAUGUACCUGCGUCUGUGUAAGGAGGGCGGCGUGGAGCCUCAGGAGGGGGUCCUGGACCAGCUGCAGGCCAGGGGUGGCUCUCCAGGCUCCAGACUGGACCUGAGUGGACAGAGCCUGUCUGCAGACACCUGCUCGGUGCUGGCCCAGGCCCUGCAGGACGGAGCCUUCACACAGGUGUCGCUGAGCGACUGCAUGCUGAGUGAAGAAGGGGCCAAAAUCCUCCUGACUGGACUGUUUGGGAACACGACGGUGAAAUCUCUGGACCUGAAGGGGAAUAACCUGCGGUCGGCAGGAGCUGAGGUCCUGGGAAAACUGUUGGCACGCAACAGUACCCUGCGUAGGCUGGUGCUGGAGUGGAACGCCUUGGGUGUGUGGGAAGAAGCCUUCUCUGUGUUUUGUGAUGGUCUGGCCUCCAACAACACGCUGAGCCAUCUGGACCUGCGCAACAAUCAGAUCAGCCAUCAUGGAGCUGCUGCGCUGGCGCUGGCGCUGCGGCGCUGCAGCUCCCUGGAGGAGCUAGAUCUGAGGUGGAACAAUCUGGGACUGUUGGGUGGCAGAUCCCUGUUAGAAGCCCUGCAGAAUAACAAGAGCAUCGUGAAGCUGAGAGCGGCGGGAAACAACAUCCCGAGUGACACGCUUAAAGCUCUCGAGCAGACCACAGGACACAACUCUGACCGGCAGGCCACGCUGAGAGAGAACCACAGCCGGACCCAGGUCCUCAGCCGGGAGAUCCAGAGCCUGAAGGAGGAGAAGGGGCGACAGCUCCUCAGCCUCAUGGAGACCAUCGAUAGGCAGAAGGAGGAGAUGGGCCGCUCCAACAGGUCAGCCUCCGUUCAGAUCUCCCAUCUCCAGGAAGCUCUGAAUGAGAGGAAGUCGGCUGUCAAAGCGCUCACUGCCAAGCUGCAGAUGGCAGAAGCUGCUCUGGCUCUCUCUGAGCAGAAGAACCAGAGUCUGGGAGAACACGUGACCCGGCUGAAGGCGGAGAAGGACGACGAGAGGGAGAAGCAGAGCCGUCUGAGGAAGAAGGAGGAGGAGGACCGGUCGCUCAGAGAAGGAAAACUUCUCAGAGAAAUCCAAAACCUGACGGAAACCAACGGACAACUCAGGAGUAAAGGCGAGGAGCUGGAACAGAGGUGCAAGUCUCAGCAGCAGCAGAUCUUUGAGCUGAAGCAGGAGCUCACCAACAGCACGGCCGAGCUGAAGAUGCGGCUGGCACAGGCCGACGAUCGACUGGAAAUGGAGAAGCGGAGGUCCAAACAAGCCUUGGAGGACAGCGACAGCCUCCGUCAGAAGGAGGUGGAGCACGUCAGCCGGCGCCUUGAGGAGAGCGAGAGGCAGCUGCAGGAGCGUGUCCUGAAGCUGGAGGAGCAGCGGAUUCAGCUGGAGGAGGAGGUGAGUAAAGGGAAGGCAGCCUGUGUGACAGAGCGGGUCCAUGCAGAGGAGGAGCUGGGCAGAGUGCGCUCCCAGCUGCGUCUGCAGGAGCAGGAGCAUGUGUCCCUGCUGGAGGAGAAGCUGCGCUCCGUGCGUUCCUCCCUGCAGGAGGUGCAGCUGCACUGCUCCCAGCAGAAGCAGACCAUCUCUGAGCUGCAGGCCAAGAACAGCCAGCAGAGCAUGGAGAUGGACGGCUGCCGGCGCCGCGUGGAGGAGCUGCAGCAGGAGCUGGCGGGCAAAGACCAGGAGAGGGUUGGGGAAGUGAGCCGAGUGAAGGUGGAGCUGCAGGAGCAGAUUGCGUUGCUGCAGGCAGAGAUGACGGCACAGGGGGGGCUCAAAGCAAAGAUCAACGCUCUGGAGAGAGAGCUGAAAGUGCGGGGAAGCAACCACAGGGAGGCGCUCCUCGACAAAGAGAGUGAGAUAUCUUCCAUGCUGGAGAAGCUGCGACUAAAAGAGGCUGAAAUCCAGAGAAUGAGGGAGGAUGAGGCCCACAGAGCCAGCUGCCUGCAGAGUGCCAUCCUGGCCUACGUCCAGGGCUCCCCCCUGGGACACUUCAGCAGCCCCAGGAAGUGACCAAGACCUCUAACGGGCCCCUGAGGGUCCUCACUGGUCUCUGAGGGUCAUCGCUGGUCUCUGAGGGUCAUCACUGGUCUCUGAGGGUCAUCUGCUGUCAGUGAACAUGAUCAGGCUAGACUGAGAUCAAUGGACAUCCACCCCAUGAAAACAGCUGUUUUUUAUUACUGUUAUUGAUCUACAGUAUCACUUUUUUAAAUUAUUCAAAAAAUAUUUUUUCUGUCUGCAGUUUUAUUUUAUUUUACUUCAUGAUUU
This is a messenger RNA of Oryzias melastigma (Indian medaka), 2466 nucleotides long. RefSeq names its product leucine rich repeat containing 45 (gene lrrc45). NCBI's taxonomy places the organism in Eukaryota, Metazoa, Chordata, Actinopteri, Beloniformes, Adrianichthyidae. The transcript has 18 exons. Bases 190 to 2211 code for a protein of 673 amino acids. Gene Ontology annotation, cellular component: centrosome. Gene Ontology annotation, molecular function: protein binding. The record is from RefSeq and is a predicted model, not a curated record.